UAGGAUAUUGUGCACUGUUUGUUAACCUCAUGAAGGCAAGUGAAAUUCAACCAUGACAGACCUUAAUAAGACACUUCGAGAAAUGGAUGGAUUUGCCCAUGAAAUCAUUAGACUAAGAUUGAUUGGAAAAUUGGCUAGAAUUUCUCAUUGUAGGAUUAUGAAUGAAAUGCUUAAACAAGCACAUAUAUUUCUAAACUGGCAAUGGCACCUGUACGCUGUUGGAAGUACACAAGAAGGCUUUCCUUAUUCAGCAAUAGAUGAUAUAGACUUGAUGAUAUGCAACUUAGCAUUUCCAAUAAUUAUGUGGAAAUUCCAAGAAAAAGAAAUGAGUACACAUGUAAUGGCUGAGCAAGACUCCAAGCAUCCUGUGUAUUUAAGGCUUAAGGUAUUUGACAAAACGUGUCUGGAUGAAGAUUUCCAAAGUGUUAUUAAUAAAGAUGGAUAUUUGAAAACUAGCAAUUUCAUGAAAAUUUAUUCGAAUAACCCUUUUUAUAAUGUGAAAGAUUAUGUUAAGGUGAGAAAAGGUCCCUCAAUAACAGAAAUGUCAAUUUCUAAAUUUGUGGAUGUUAAAACAUGUCCCACAGACUCAGUACUUUGCUUAAAAUGUCAAUCAUGGCCUCCUUUCACUUGCAAUUUUUUUACUAGAGAGAGGCUGAACAACUGGCCCUCGCAGAAAUUGUUAGACAAGGUCAGAGGUCUAGAAUGUCAUGUAGUUCCUGUUGGAUACCCAGGCAGCGAGUCAUUUGAUAUUGAAUGGAGAUUGUCAUUUUCUAUAGCUGAAAGAGAGCUCAUUACUGAAAUGCAUGAACCAUAUCAUGAAUGCAUGUUUGCCCUGAAGUCAAUAAAAAAGAAAUAUUUAUACAGUGAUUCUGAUAAACCAACAUUAUUCUGCUCGUAUUUCUUAAAGACUGCUUGCUUGUGGAUGUGUGAAACAUUUCCACACAUAGAUUACAGUGUCAUGGAUUUAAUUACAAAAGUUCUAGAAUGGCUUGUUGACUGCUAUCAACACAAACACUUGCCUCAUUACUUUAUUCCUCAACACAAUUUGAUUGGUCAUCUCUCGAGGGAAUAUUGUGACAAUGUAAGAGAAACAUUGACUGAAAUUAAAAGAAAUCUUUGGACAAAAGUGUUAAGUGUCUGUUAUGAUGACUACUCAACACUGGAAACUCUACUCUUAAACAACCACCCGGCAGAGGCUAUAGCACUCCUUCAAGAUAAAUGCUUAAAUUUAUGCACUGAGUAUUGCUUAACAGUGAAUUCGGAAAUGACAAAAUUGGCUAUAUACAACCCUGCUGUAUUUACCGAUCAUCUUUUAGAGCGUGUUCAAUGGAAUCCUUUUCAUGCUUUCAGUGUUCCAGAGAAAAUCAUACUACCAAUUGUAAAGAAUAUUGAAGAAAUAGUACCAAAGGGGUAUGGGGAAAUGUUCAAAACAAGUUUGUAUAGAUACUUAGGCGAUAUUUAUACUCAUUUAUUGGUAUACUUAAGAAACACUGGACGCAUUAUGUAUGAUGUAGCUGUAGCUGUGAAUCAGAAUUCUCCUUUACAUUACUAUAAAUUAGGCACUAAAAUGAUUUUUCCAGACAAUUGCAGUGACCAUAGCAUAGGUGGUCAAGUUCUUGUAGUAAAAUACCAUUAUAUAAUGGGGAACUACAAAGAAUUGAAGCAGAUGUGUGAUUCUAUACUUUAUGAUUUUUGUCGCAUAGAAAAAAACUGUAGACUUGCUGCUCUAAUGAUUGUACAGAUAGAUUCACUUUACACAUUAGCAAGCCUGUUUAGUGGAUGGGCUGUUGACGACAUAUUGCUAUAUCUUGUCAGAUGUUCCCGUAAAUUGAAUCUUUAUUGUCAUCCAAUCAUACUUGUUCUUUAUAUUAAAGCCAGAGUGUUACUUACUGAAGGAGACACAGAAAAUGCACUGAAUCUUGUAAAAAAGAUGAAGGAACGUACAGGGAUUAUUAAGGAUCCCGAGUAUGAGUCAACCACCAUGUUUAUAAAAAUCAUUGAAAGUCUAGGAGGCCUUCUUGUUGUAAUGAGAAUAAUAUUUAUGAACUGUCGUGACAAAAUGAGUCUUGUGGGAAAAAAAUGAAAAAAAAUUU
Messenger RNA from Anneissia japonica, 2093 nucleotides. RefSeq lists its product as uncharacterized. The transcript has a single exon. The coding region runs from base 53 to 2083 and encodes 676 amino acids. NCBI's taxonomy places the organism in Eukaryota, Metazoa, Echinodermata, Crinoidea, Comatulida, Comatulidae. The record is from RefSeq and is a predicted model, not a curated record.